This is a messenger RNA of Benincasa hispida (wax gourd), 1921 nucleotides long. NCBI's taxonomy places the organism in Eukaryota, Viridiplantae, Streptophyta, Magnoliopsida, Cucurbitales, Cucurbitaceae. The record is from RefSeq and is a predicted model, not a curated record.
ACUACUUUCCUCUUAAAUUUAAUCAAAUAUGGCGAAAAACUUCGGAAAGGGCUUCCCAACUGAAGAUUGUUCUACGGUAUCAAUGGCUACUGACCCAUCUACGAUGGGCCAAUACCUAGCCCGUCGGCUCGUACAAAUUGGUGUCUCCGAUAUCUUUUCGGUUCCAGGAAUUUCGAAUCUGGCUAUAUUCGAUUACUUUAUGGCCGAAAAAGGAUUGAACCUUGUAGGGUGUUGUAGCGAGCUCAAUGCUGGCUAUGGGGCUGAUGGAUACGCCAGGUGCCGUGGUGUUGGAACCUGCGCUGUGACCUUCACGGUUGGUAGUCUUAGUCUCAUCAAUGCCAUUGCCGGUGCUUACUCUGAGGAUCUUCCUGUGAUUUGCAUUGUGGGUGGACCAAAUUCAAAUGAUUAUGGGAGUAAGAAGAUUCUCCAUCAUACCAUUGGAUUGCCGGAUUUCAAUCAAGAAUUCCGUUGCUUCCAAAAUGUCACAUGUUAUCAGGCUGUUAUCGAUAAUUUGGAAGAUGCACGGUGGCAAAUAGAUAGAGCAAUAUCCAAAUGUUUGGAAGAAAGUAAACCAGUUUACAUUAGCAUUUGUUGCAAUUUGGUGGCCAUUCCUCAUCCUUCUUUCUCUUUCUCUGCCCAACCACUCAUCCCACUCUCCCUUUCUCCCAAGCAAAGUAAUCAAUUGGGUUUGGAGAUGGCAGUGAAAAAAGCAUCUGAUCUUCUAAAUACAGUCAUUAAGCCUGUAAUGAUUGGUGGAAAGAAGCUACGACUUGCCAAAGCACAAGCUGCAUUUCUAGAGCUAGCCGACGCUUGUGGCUACGCGGUUGCCGUUACACCAUCGGCAAAAGGCAUGUUUCCGGAGAACCACCCUCAUUUCAUUGGAACUUACUGGGGAAUAGUCAGCACUGCCUUUUGCGGGGAGACGGUAGAAAUAGCCGAUGCCUCACUUUUCAUAGGAGCCACUUUAGACGAAUUGGAAACUGUUGACUACUCUCUGACCUACAAAAAGAAUAAAGCCAUUAUCGUUGAACCAGACCGCGUCAUGUUUCCAAAUGGAUCGAGUUUUGGGCUAAUUUUAAUGAAGGACUUUCUUCAAGCUCUAACUAAGCGGCUCAAACCCAAUUUAACGGCUUAUGAGAAUUAUCACCGAAUUUAUGUACCCGAGUCGAGUCCACCGCAAUCGGAGUUGGGCGAGGCAUUGCGGGUCAAUGUUCUUUUCAAACAUAUUCAAAAAAUGUUGACCAAUAAUAUGACUGUGAUAUCUGAGACGGGUGACUCUUGGUUUCAUUGUCAAAAACUUAAACUACCAAAAUCAUGCGGGUAUGAAGUACAAUUACUAUAUGCAUCAAUUGGAUGGUCUUUAGGGGCAACUCUUGGAUAUGCACAAGCCGCACCAAAUGAACGAGUAGUUCUAUGUAUUGGUGAUGGAAGUUUCCAGAUGGCUCCUCAAGAUGUGUCAACAAUGUUAAGAUUGAAGCAAAGGAAUAUUAUAUUUUUGAUAAAUAAUGGUGGAUACACAAUUGAAGUAGAACUUCAUGAUGGCCCUUAUAAUAUCAUAAAAAAUUGGGACUAUACAGCUCUAGUCAAUGCCUUGCACAAUCAUGAAGGCAAUUGUUGGACCACUAAGGUUCAAACAGAAGAAGAGUUGGUAAAUGCAAUUGAGACAGCAAUGGGAGAUAAAAGUAAUUGUUUGUGCUUCAUAGAAGCUAUCGUUCAUAGAGAUGAUACUAGUAAGGAAUUACUUCAAUUGGGAAAUAAGCUAGCUGCCAUUGCUAGUCGUCCUCCCAAACCAGUUUUAUGAUUUCUUUUUUUAGACUUAUGUCUAACAUAACACUUAUCAUCAAGGAUCAUCAAUUAUGUAAUUCUUGUAUAUUUAUUUGAGUUAGUUCUACAUCUUCAAUCAAAGUGAGAAUAAUUUAAU